AUGGGCACUGGGCAGCAAAUCAGCAACAGGUGACCCAAUUACCUCCCAAUUACCUCCUUGAGAAUGGUAGUCAACUGUAGACAUGUAGAGAGAAAAAAAAGAAAGAAAACAAACACCACAAAAGCACAAAGAACAAAUGAAAAAUAAAGUCUCAAGAGGUGUGGUUAAUGAGUCGGGUGGAGGGAAGUCAGUGUCAGUGAAGAAGGGAGGUUCUAUUACGCUACAGAAUGAUGUUAAAGUACAGAGAGAUGAUCUAAUAGUGUGGAGGUUUGGAGAUAAAGGUGUCCUCUUGGCUAAAUACGAUGUUGAAACUACUUCAUUAAACGGUUCUGAUGAGAGAUUCAGAGAUCGACUGCAGCUGGAUCAUCAGACUGGAUCUCUGACCAUCACAAACACCAGAACCACAGACUCUGGACUUAAUGAACUACAGACCACAGGCCGUGAGAGCUCACAGCAAUUCCUUCUUUCUGUUAAAGAUCCAGGUGAUCCAGGUCUGUCUCUGGGUACAGUAGUAGGAAUAGUUUUUGCAGUUGUUGCUGCAGUAGCAGUUAUAGCUGGUUUGAUUUACAUCUACGUGAAGCCUAAACUACAAAAACAAACAUUGAAGACAAAAAUGUGGGGAAAAUCUGUCACUUUAUCCCCUAAGACUAAAAUAAACAAAGGUGAUCAGAUACUGUGGCUGUUUGAAGAUGAAAAGACUUGCAUUGCUGAAAUCAAAAAAGGGAUCAGAAAGAUAAAAGAUGAUGUUCCUGAUGGGAGAUUCAGCGAGAGCCUGGAGCUGGACAAUAACACUGGAUCUCUGACCAUCAAAAACAUCACAAAUGAACACACUGGACUCUAUAAACUGAAGAUCAGAAGAGGCAUAAAGACCUUGUAUGAAGAAUUCUCUGUUUUUGUCAGUGAGAUGAUGAUAUCAGUGACGGAGGGAGAAUCUGUCACUCUAGACCCUGAUACUGAAAUAAACAAAGAUGAUCACAUCCUGUUGUGGUUUGGAGAUGAAAAUAUGCUGACUGCCAUAGCUGAAAAACAUAGAGAGACCCAAGAGAUGCUUACAUACGAGUAUGCUGCUGAUGGGAGAUUCAGAGAGAAACUGAAGCUGGACAUGAACACUGGAUCUCUGACCAUCACAAACAUCAGAACUGAUCAUGCUGGACGCUAUAAACUAGAGAUCAGAGGCAGCGGUGGUGGGGUUUCAGAAAAGACAUUCAUUGUCACUGUCAAAGAUAAAGUGGAGGAGAAAUUACUGUAUGGAGAAGAAUCUGUCACUCUAAAUCCUGAUACUGAAAUACAGAAAGAUGAUCUGAUGCUGUGGAUGUUUGGAGAUGAAGACACUCUCAUAGCUCAAAUCAAAGGACAGAACGGAGAGAUCAUUAAAUAUGAUGAUGUUGCUAAGGUGAGAUUCAGAGAGAAACUGGAGCUGGACAAGAAGACUGGAUCUCUGACCAUCACAAAAAUCAUCGCAAACCACACUGGACUCUAUAAACUACUGAUCAUCAACAGCAGAGGCACCUCAUACAAGAAAUUCAAGGUUUUAAAGCAAGUGAGGUAUGAGUAUGUGAUUGAGGGAGAAUCUGUCACUCUAAAGACUGAUGCUGAAAUACAGAAAGAUGAUCAGAUCGAGUGGAGGUUUGGAGAGAAAGACUCUCUCAUAGCUGAAAUCAAAGGAGAGACUGGAGAGACCAGUAUAUAUGAUCAUGUUCCUGAUGGGAGAUUCAUAGACAGACUGCAUCUAAACAAGAAGACUGGAUCUCUGACCAUCACAGACAUCACAACUAUUCGUGCUGGAGUUUAUAAACUGAAGAUCACCAGCAGCAGUAAAGGAAAAACAAACAGGACAUUCAUUGUUACUAUCAGUGCAAGGACAAACCCACUGAAGAGAAAGAAUGAAAACCGAAAGAAUGAAUCGGUGACUGUAGGGAUGCCGCUGCUGAAUCGAGGUGAUGUGGAUGUAGUGAAUGAACACCCUUAUGAAAAUUAACCAUGGUUUUACUAUGAAUUUAAAAAAAAAAUGGUUCUUGUAGUUAUUCCAUGGUAACAACGAACUAACCAUGGGUUUGCUACAAAACAUAGUUUAACUAGGUUUUGUUGAGGUUAUACAAAUGGUAGUCAAUACACCAAAAAAGCAUAGUUUUACUAUGAUUAAACCAUGGUUACUUUGCAUAAGGGGUUGAUGGGGAUGAGUUCACUUUAAUGAGAUAAGACACGCCCACCAGUGCCAAUCACUAUGACAUCAUCAACAUUUCAGCUCCAGCAACAAACAAAAAACAUUCCUAAUUUAAUGAGCCUCCAGUAUCUUUCCAGUGUAAGUAAGAAUGAACCGAGUCUGUUGAGCUGUUAAACCCUCAUGUACAAAGCGUCUUUGGUUUUUAGACAAACCAAGAAACAUGUUAAUCAAAGACUUUCAUAAUAUAUCAUUUUAAAAAUGUUACACUUCAUACCUGUUACUCUAUUAACAUAAUACUAGUUUGACUCUCACUGCUUUGAAUUUGUGUGAUUGCAGACAGUGAGUUUAAGUAAUAUCUUGCUUUUUAUAAGAUGUUUUACCACAGCAGUGUUUCUUUAAGCAGUUAAUGGGCUGUUUCAUGUAAUUAACACCAGUACGGGAUUGUUGAUGUUCAGCAUUGAUCACAGUGUCUUUAAAGCUGAGAUCACAUGACCUUUUCUUCAUGUGUAGAAAUCCAUUAGUGUGUGAAAGAAACAUCUUCGAUCAUUCAGUGUCACUCAACUUCACUGAAAGUGACACUUAUGUUGUAAAAGAAAACCCCAAGUUGACAAACUUUUUAACAUUUAUUUUUAUUUACAUUGUAAAUGUGUGCCUUAUUUUGCUAUAUAAAGUAAUUAUGUUCAAAUUAGGUUAUGAUCUCAAGUGAAUCUGAAUGUUAAAAUGUAAAUGUGAUUGAAAUUAUUUGUAUUCAUGUUCUAUUUCACUUGUAGCAAAAACGCCUUUGUUGAAUCAUAGUUUUUAUUUGCAUGAUACCACAUUGUGCUGUGCCUUGUGUUUUAUUAUUUUUGACAAAAGCAUCUGUUUUUAAUGAAUACAUGUAAGACAUAGAUAUGCCGCUGAUUUUAUUAUUUCUGUUCUCUAGUCUAGUGGACAAACACUUAUUCAACUUUUGCUUCCUAACAGCUGUUUUAACAUGGAAUAUAAACAAUGUACCUAAAUAUACAUAUGUAUGUGAAUGUUACAAUAUUAAUAAAUAAAAAGUCAAAA
Messenger RNA from Megalobrama amblycephala (Wuchang bream), 3211 nucleotides. RefSeq lists its product as uncharacterized. The transcript has 9 exons. Bases 137 to 1978 code for a protein of 613 amino acids. NCBI's taxonomy places the organism in Eukaryota, Metazoa, Chordata, Actinopteri, Cypriniformes, Xenocyprididae. The record is from RefSeq and is a predicted model, not a curated record.